Cetraspora pellucida is the source of this 164-nucleotide messenger RNA. NCBI's taxonomy places the organism in Eukaryota, Fungi, Glomeromycota, Glomeromycetes, Diversisporales, Gigasporaceae. The record is from the annotation of a GenBank genome assembly.
UUAAAGAGAAUUUAGCUACCUCAGGUUAUAAUAAUGAAGUUAUAAAAAUAAAACCUAAAAGUGAUGAUAAGGAUAUCAUGUUAGACUAUUCAACUCUCAAUAUCAAAAGUAACAAAGAAGAAAUAUUUAAAGAUAUUGGAAAUUAUAAUGAAAGGUUUAGUUGA